GACCAGGUGAUUGGGCACGUAAGCUAUGUGAUCGAGUUGCAGGAGACGAAUCUGCAAAGGAGCCGGGAGGUGACCACAGAAAUAUUGAAGGUACUCGAGGCACAGAUGGACACCUUGAAGGCCUCCAAGCUGCAGCUGACGACGUGCUUGACUCGCAGCGCCAUGGUCAAAGCGCAGACGUCGCAGGAGAUCUACAUGGUAGCGGAGAACAUUCGUACCAUCGAGGACCAGAUCCAAGGCAUCACGGCAGGCCUGGGAAAGCUGAUCGAGGCCCACGGGACGUUGAAGUACCAGUCCGAGCUCCCCCUCAUCUGGCCAUCGGCCAAAGAUUACAUAAAGCCGCAGGCCGACGAGACGAAGAACAUCGAGGAUAUCGAGUGCAAGCUGAGGGUGGCGCGUCGCGAGGAGAUCGCCAAGAACGAACACAAAGAGAUCUUCGAUGUGGGAAGAAACCAGGCCUGGGAUAAGAACAAGCCAGAGACGUGGCAUGCCUACGGAUGGAAAGAUUAUGAGGUGUGGCCCGACUACAACAGCGUAAACACCUCGCAGGCUCAGGUGCCCGAGAUGCCAGGGAAGCAGGAGGACACCUGGACUCCUCCAGUGGGCUACGCGAAACGCAAGAUGGGGUUAGCCUCAUCGUCGGGAGAGCCACGAUAA
Prorocentrum cordatum is the source of this 657-nucleotide messenger RNA. The record is from the annotation of a GenBank genome assembly. NCBI's taxonomy places the organism in Eukaryota, Dinophyceae, Prorocentrales, Prorocentraceae.